Molecule: messenger RNA, 2495 nt
Organism: Trichogramma pretiosum
Lineage: Eukaryota; Metazoa; Arthropoda; Insecta; Hymenoptera; Trichogrammatidae
Gene: Pvf1
Exons: 2
Coding region: 213-1211 (332 amino acids)
Biological process (GO): positive regulation of cell population proliferation; positive regulation of protein autophosphorylation
Cellular component (GO): membrane
Molecular function (GO): growth factor receptor binding; growth factor activity
Source: RefSeq, a predicted model, not a curated record
GUGCGACAACUCGCAGAGAGCUACAUAGUGCGUCGUUUUGUCAGGCUUAAAAGAGCAGCAGCGCAGCGACGCUUUUGUAAUUGAGCAUUAUAUACAUAUAUAUCCAUAGCCACACACACACUUACACGGCUCUCUCGGCGCAGGUAGUAUUAAGAGUCGGAUACGCACGGAGGAACCAAUCGCAACAAGUGCAUAAUAGAAGAAACAGAAGGAUGUCGCCGACAUUGACGAAGAUCGUCGCCUCGUUGGUCCUGUGCAACGCGCUGAUGCUCGCGGGCUGCCGGGCCAACGGCCUCGACGAGAUCAUCAAGACCGAGAAGGAGCUCGAGCUCGUCAGCUCGUUCCAGACCGAGGAGGAGAUGCUGAAUUACCUGGGCAUUAAAGAUCCGCGCAAGUCCGAUUACGAGGACGGCGGCGACAGCAACUCGAUUCAUCAGCGCUCGGCGGGCAACAUCAUCAGCAGGCCGCGCAUGGCCAACUGCAAGCCCGAGAACCAGACGGUGAGCACGACCGAGGUCAACGGCACCUAUCACGACCCCUACGUCAUGUUCUCGCCGCCCUGCAUCAGGGUGCAGCGCUGCGGCGGCUGCUGCUGGCUCCAGAAGCUCGCCUGUCGGCCCAUCAAGACCGAGACGCUGUUCGUGCAGCUACUGGGCAUACGCUACCCGGACAGCGAUCACUCCGAGACCUGGAAGGAGCUGGUGCCGAUCGAGCAGCAUCUCGAGUGCAAGUGCGAGUGCCGCUUCGGGCCCGAGGCCUGCAACGACCGGCAGGUCUACUCGAAGCAGGACUGCAUGUGCUACUGCGCGAAUCGCGACGAGGAGGACAAGUGCGAGCGCGGCGACUGGGCCGAGCGUCAUCGCUGGAACGUGACCACGUGCGGCUGCGACUGCCGCCAGGAGUACCUGCGCGAGUGCAGCACCGGCUAUUAUUACGACCAGCAGCAAUGCGCCUGUCGCAAGCUGCAGCUGUUCAGCCACUGGUUCGGUUCGGCUGAUUCUUCCCAAGCUGCUGCUGCUGGUGAAGUUGGAGGUCCCUCGGUGCCUUUGAACAACAGACAGUACGGAGUGGCCGUCAACGAUCGGCGAGCCAGCUACAACAACAACAACAACGGUCGACAGAGGACCACCGACAAGCCGCCCGUCUACGUCUACACGUUCGCCGGCGCCGACGAUCCCAGGAGGAAGCACAAGGACGAUCCCGAGUACUGAGUCGACCGAUUGGCGUUGUACAAUAACGAUCUCUUCUCUGACUCAUCGUCGCAUAGUCGCGCGCGCGUCGAUCUAACACGAUUGUCUAUAUUAUAUACAUUCGCGUCUUUACGUGUACGAUUGUACCGAGAGUGAAUCGUUGUUGUUCCUGGCCGUGAAGUGAAUGUAUCUCUGCCGGGCGAGCAAAAAAAAAAUGUAGAUAUCGAUGUGUAGAUAAUAAAUUCUAAUAUUUAAUAAUUUUUAAUAUAAUACGAGAGUAAAAAAAAAGAGCGUCAUCGCCGCCACGUGCGACGCACGUAGUUUAUCGUUGCCGAUUCGAGGAUGACGAUGACGACGAUGAUUUUGCUGCUGCAGAUUUGCUUUAACGAGCGUAGAUGAUGGUAUAAUCGUCAUCGUGCGCGCGCGAGGGGACGCGUGUAAUAUACUUUGAUCGUCGAAAUUUUAGCGGAUUUUCGUACAAUUAUGUAUUAAAUUUUAACGCGUCGACUUGUUUAACUCGUAUAAUCUUUCAAUGUUGAUUCAAGUGGAAAAGGAAAUGGCACUUUGAUUGAAUCAUAUUGUUCGUUGGAGCGCGCGAUCUUCGCGCGAUAGGCGCGUCGUCGUCGCGAAGAAACGAUUUAAUUAUUUCGAUGAAUAAUUCCCUUAUCUCGUACACAAAUGUGACCGAGAUAACAACAAAAAGAUUAAUCUUUUUAAUGAACGUCCAUUCAUUCAUUCAUUACUAUUAUUAUCGUUAUUUUUAUAAAAGUCGUUGUGGCAAAUAGUAAUAGCUUUGAGACGCGCCGAGAAUGCGCGCGAGAGGAGGUGCAGUGCAAAAGUACCGCGAGGAAUGAUAAUUUUGGAGCUACACACCUUUCGCGACUUCAUUGUCAAUGCAUGUUAUCGAGACAGUUACUUUGAAUAAUUACAUAUAAUGUGAUCGUUUGGUACUUGUAUUUACAUGUAUAAGAUUGAUGAUAUUUCCAAUGUUAUUCCGUGUUUUGUAGAUUUUAAAAGUAAUGAUAUUGUCUUACUUUAUUAAACGAUGAAAAGCAAAAAAUUUUUAUGACCAAAGACGUUCUUGUAUGCAUAUUUCAAGUAUUACGCUCUGUUUCAACUGCACCGUUAUACACAAUAGAUAGAGAAUUAUCUAUAUUGUUAAAAAUGUUUUACCGACCUGAAGAAAAUAACGUAUUCUUUUCUCACUGCGUUAGGAAGUGAGUUUGUGAAAAAUCAAUGUAAAUAAAAUUAUCCAUAUCUUAUAUUCGGUAAGCACUAAAUAUCAAUAAAACAAAUUUAAACAUA